Messenger RNA from Carcharodon carcharias (great white shark), 393 nucleotides. Its product is annotated as histone H2A, sperm-like. Bases 1 to 393 code for a protein of 130 amino acids. The record is from RefSeq and is a predicted model, not a curated record. The transcript has a single exon. Lineage: Eukaryota; Metazoa; Chordata; Chondrichthyes; Lamniformes; Lamnidae. Gene Ontology annotation, cellular component: nucleosome. Gene Ontology annotation, molecular function: DNA binding; protein heterodimerization activity; structural constituent of chromatin.
AUGGUCGGAACAGGAUCUAGUAGCGGGAAAGCACGAGCCAAGGCCAAGUCCACUCAUCCCGGGCUGGACUGCAGUUCCCUACUAGCCAUGUUCACAGGCUCCUGUGACGUGGGAACUAUGCUGAUCGUAGGUGCCGGAGCCCCGGUCAAUCUGGCUGAUGUGCUCGAGUAUCUGACCGCUGAAAUCCUCGGGCUGGCAGGAAAAGCGGCCUCCGGCAACAAGAAGAGCCGCAUCGUCCACACACACCUGCAGCUGUCCGUCCACAACCAGCAGGGACUCAACAAUCUGCUGGGAGGUGUCAUCGUGUCUCAGGGCGGGAGCGCUGCCUUAUAUCCAGGCCGGGCUGCUGCCCAGGAGAAGCAGCGCUGUGAGAUCCAAGAGCAAGUGAAGUAG